Messenger RNA from Magnolia sinica, 552 nucleotides. Its product is annotated as probable 2' cyclic ADP-D-ribose synthase BdTIR. Bases 1 to 552 code for a protein of 183 amino acids. The transcript is spliced from 2 exons. The record is from RefSeq and is a predicted model, not a curated record. NCBI's taxonomy places the organism in Eukaryota, Viridiplantae, Streptophyta, Magnoliopsida, Magnoliales, Magnoliaceae. Gene Ontology annotation, biological process: signal transduction.
AUGUCCAUGCAAAGGUUUCUGUCUAGCCAAGCCUCGUCGCCUAUUCGGCAAAUAGCCAGUGGGAUGUUUGCUCGACCCUGCGACGUCUUUAUAAACCACCGUGGUGUAGACACUACGCGGACUGUUGCAGGGUUGCUCUACCACCGUCUCUCCCAGCUCAACCUCCACCCUUUCUUGUAUAGUAAAAGCAUGCAACCCAACAAUAGUCUAUUUGAGAGCAUCGGCUCAGCGAUCCAGCAAUGUAAGGUUGGGGUUGUCGUGUUCUCCCCUCGUUACUGCGAUUCGUAUUUCUGCUUACACGAGCUAGCGCUUUUGGUCGAAAUGAAAAAGAAGCUCAUUCCGAUCUUCUGCGACAUCAGACCGUCGGAGCUUCAUGUCAUGAGCAAUGAUAAGUUCACACCCAAAGAGUUGUUGAGGUUUAGGCAGGCACUGCAAGAAGCUAGGUACACGGUGGGGAUUGUGUUCAACUCACAAGACGGAAAUUGGUCUGACCUGGUGACAAGCGUUUCAGACAUCAUCCUGAAGAACCUGAAGGAAGAGGAAGGCCGCUGA